AUGAUUUCCGAUACAAUAUCCUCAUAUCCCUCACCUGCUACGCCGAUAUUAAAGUCGAUUGUAUUGGGUGCAGGAAAUCGGGAAUUUGCUCACGAGAUUGUAAAACAGGCUCUCAUGCUACCAGCUGGCAGUCCGUUAUACAAAGAUAUAGUUAGGGGUGCUGUUCACAUUGUAGGAGUCUGGAUAUUAAGUGGGGAAGAAGAGAGACCAGUUUUUCUUCGUAAAUCACCACCACCUCCUCAACCAAUAUGUUCUGCAAAUUCUGCGUUCACUUCUUCUAUAUUUGCUUCAUCAUCUCACACAUCUUUAACAUCUCCAGAAUGUCAAAGUGAACCAUCAUAUACAUCGGUUAACACCCCAUUGUCAGCUACUUCUUUAAGUACAACAUUUGCUAAUGCGAAUGUUUACCUUCGUAGAUAUAUUGUGUUAUUAACACUUGUUUUCGAAGAUCAUUCUUCCCUGACUAUCGAUGGAGGAAUGGCAAAUGUCGAAGUGGAAGCACAAGUGUCGAUUUAUCGUGAUGUGUUGGCAUUAUACCGUUCAAUGAUGGCAGAGGGUCCAAUUGAAUUAGAGCCAGCUACGUGGGAGACGUUGCUUUCAUCACUUUUGGACAUACAAGAGAGGACUAUGAAUCAAUCUGAGAAAUAUGCACCAAUAUCUACGGUUGCGUUGGCUAAUGACUUUGCUGAUUAUUUAGUUGAAACUGUAUUAUACGCAUUUGCCCGGUCAAAAACUCAACAAAUUACAUUAUGGCGUGCACUGACAAACCGUAUGAGUAUUAGUUUGGGAUGGUCGCAGACUAUAUCACAAUGGGCGAAAAUUAUGUUAAGAAUGACAAAGAUACUAUCAAAAAAUAUUUAUAAUGUAGACCUUGACGCUGUAGAAUUAAACCGUCGUCUUUUAGAACUAACAACUCCAGAAAGACAUUUCCAUAGACGACGUCCUUCGAAGAAUACUCGCACACGACAUUUAUCGUUACGCAGUGCAUCUCGGCAUAAAUCUUCGGGCAGUAAUUCGUCGCGUGAGGAAAUGAUGGGUACCGAUUUUUCAGUUUUUGUUAAGACAGCAAAUGAGAAUCGUAAAUCAGGUCGUAGACCCAUGAGUAUGCAUCAAGAAAUUGGCUCAUUUGAAUCAAAGUCACAAGCCCUAUUGAAUAUUGGGGCAACAGUAUUUAGUGGUGGUGGAUCAUCCAUUCAUUCUGGAAGUGUUGCAUCUGAUGAGGAGGAUCAAUGUUACGACGAGGAUGAUUAUUUUGAUGCUAAUAGCGAAAUAGCUGCGGAUGACGCAGCAGAAGUGAGGUCAAAUCGAACAUCAUCAUCAUCGGUGUUUUUUGCUCAGCCUAAUUUUAGCAGUGAUAGGCUUUCGAUAUCAUUAGCUAAUUUCAGGUGUCCAGAUUUUGUUAAUAUUGAAAUGUUAUUUUGGAAUACAGAAGAUGCACUGUUAGUAUGGAAGAAUUUGCUUUGUGCAUUAGGAAAUUUGAAUUAUAUUCAGAUUCCACCAAAUCAUUCCGAAGCGAUUAAAUGUAUAGUUGAUAUUUUAGAUAUGCUUAUUUUGAUCCGAAAUAAUCAAUAUGGAAAUGUUUCGAUACCCUUACUUUGUGAUUUUGCACCUUGGCUAUUCGAAGCUUGCGAUUUACCUUUGGCAUUCGCACGAGGACGUGCGCUCGCGUAUGCUGGAUUGUGCAAAUUGAUGUCAUGUCGUCACGAUAAAGACUUUGAUGAGAAAUAUUAUUCUCAUUUUUAUCGUGCUUUAUUAAAAGGACUAUCAGAUCAAGAUUUGUUAAUAACUCUCGCAAUUAUUAAUAAUUCUACGAGAUUAUUUUCUCAAAAUCUUCCUGGUUGCAAUAUUCUUUAUCGUAGUCUAAUUGUCACUAUCAGGAAUUUGUUAUCAAAGCAUCACGAUCAUAUUACGGAUGGGAUAUCACAAAAUGCAAUUACUAUACUUUGUUCACUAGUUUGUAUUGUAGAUCAGUUACCUUCUUUGAAGGUACCUAAUUUAUCUUAUGAAAAUCUAACCAAGAUGAACGAGGAAAGUUUGAAUGUAUUAAAAUUUGGUCAAAAUGAUGGUAUAAAAUUCUCCGAGUUGAGAUUAAUGUUGCAAGAAACCUUAGUAAGAUCACUUUCAAAUGAGGAAACAAUUAACAAUUAUGAAACACAUAAUAUGUUGCUAUAUGGAUUAUGUACUCUUUCAUUUGAUGAACUUACAACAACACCUUGGUCGGAUAAAAUAGUUAUCAAAGGUUGUUUUCAAGCUUUAUUGGAACAGCUAUAUUGGAGUCAUUUACCAGUUGUUACUGCUGCAGCAGAUUGCCUAAUAACUUUUGCACAGAAUUCUUCAUUGUGGUGUGAAGAUGAAGAGAUAUAUUUUAUGAUUCUGCAAGACGUAUUCGGAAAUUUGAUUGGAGCUUUGAAUGAACAUAUUGCAUUACAAAAAGCAUCACACAGAAAUGGAAGAGGAUUUAUAAUAGCCAAAAUAUUUUAUUGCCUUCUUGAAUGGCUAAUGAUUAUCCCUUCAAAUCUUUUUACGGACACAGAAUUAUGUCAACUUGUAUUUGAUUCAAUUGAAAUGGCUUGUGACAUUUCAAAUUCGGAAUCAAAUAAACAUCAGAAAAAAGAAUUUCCAAGAUCAUCACAUAAUAGUAAAAGUAACCGUUCAAAUCAUGGUUAUCCAAUAAAAUUUAAAAAAUCAGAGAGGAAAAUUCCCGUUAAUCGUGAGGUGGGGGAUGAUAAUGUUUUUGGAGUCGACAACUCUGUAGAGGAUGUAAACUUUGUUAAGGACAUCGCAGAAUUUGUUUUGUUACAUUUAACACACCACUUGGGUAAUUUUUCACCAAUACACGGACCAGGUAUGAUGCAUAGUACGCUGGUAGGACCUAUUGGAGCUGACACAAAAGAUGAUGAACUUUCAAAUAAUUAUCAUUAUUUUUCAUUUAAUGAUACAGCAAUAAUAACAUUAGUUGAAAUACCAGGGAAAAGUUCAUCAGGAAAAUAUUCAUGGGAUUCUAAAUUAUUUUAUGAAAAUAAACCUUUCUUUACUAGAAAUAAUUUAAUAAAACCUAACAAUACAGUAUGUGAAAAUAUAAUUUUCAAACCGGAUAUUAAACUGGUACCUAAUUCUUCAAGAGCUAAUUCAACAACUUCGUUGAGGACGAAAGCGCAAAAUAGAUCUAGUAAAAUUUUCGAAGGUAAAAAUGGAUUACCUGUAUUGACGGAAAUUCGUCAAUCCGAACGUACUAACAUGUUGGAUAAUAUACUUCAAUAUAUUGGCGAACAAGUGACGAAUUCGCAAUCUGAAACAUCCAAUCAAAUGUAUCCAAAAAGAUCAAAAGAGUUAUUGUCGAUUGAAAAAGAACUGGAUAGACAUAUCCAAGAAGAAAUUCUUUAUGACAAGGCUACAGAUAUUCAAGCACAAUCUUGGUAUGAAAAUGAUAUUUCGUUAAGAAAUAGCACAUUACAAGACGAUAAAAUUAAUAGACUCUCAAGAAAUCCAUUAUAUUCACGAUCAACAUCAUAUUUUUCACUUGGAGCAGAUUUUUCAUUAUCAAAAUCAUUUUUACCUGCUUUGCCACCAGUAGCCGAAAAACAUUUAGAACCAUAUCAACAAUGUAGAUUAUUUUUAAGUCACUUUGGAUGGUUAACACCUGAAUCUUUAAAUGAUGGUACAAUAUGUGUAUUAAAUAAAGGAAAUACGUUAUUUAGGGAUAUUAGAUUAUUAGAUAAAAGACAUGCAAGAGAAGUUUUUAAAUUUGCUUUGUUAUAUGUUGGGCCAGGCCAAGAAGAUGAACAAAGUAUUUUACGUAAUACAAAUGGAAGUGAAGAAUAUAAUGAAUUUGUGCAAAGUCUUGGAUGGGAAAUUGAUUUAACUACUCAUCCUGGUUAUCUUGGUGGAUUAGAAAGGAAUGCUUCAAAUGGAUUAACCGCUAUUUAUUAUUGUACCUCAACUAUUGAAAUUAUAUUCCAUGAUGUAACCAAGAUGCCAACUGAUCCAAUUGACCCAAAACAAUUAAGAAAGAAACGACAUAUAGGAAAUGAUCAUGUACAUAUUAUAUGGAAUGAGCAUUUUAGAGAUUAUCGUAAAGGUACAAUAGGAGGAGAUUUUGGAAAUGCACAAAUAGUAAUAUCACCCUUACCAAAUGGAUUAUAUAAUGUUGAUAUUUAUAGAGAUUCAAAAAUACCACCAUUUGGACCAUUAUUACAUGGUAUGAUAAUAUCACGUAGUGUAUUAGGGCCAUUGGUUAGAAUGACUGCAAUACAAGCAUAUAGAAAUAGUUUACAUAUUAAUAGUAUUAAUAAUUCAAAUGUUUAUCAACAUCCUUAUAUGGAAAGAGCUGCUGAUAUUCAAAUGAUUAUGAGUAGACACAAAAAAAAUAAUUGUAGUUCUUUUGAAUCUUUUAUGACUAAAAUAUUUGUUAGUGAAGAUUUACCUGUAUAA
Funneliformis mosseae is the source of this 4431-nucleotide messenger RNA. The record is from the annotation of a GenBank genome assembly. Lineage: Eukaryota; Fungi; Glomeromycota; Glomeromycetes; Glomerales; Glomeraceae.